Messenger RNA from Prunus avium (sweet cherry), 345 nucleotides. NCBI's taxonomy places the organism in Eukaryota, Viridiplantae, Streptophyta, Magnoliopsida, Rosales, Rosaceae. The record is from RefSeq and is a predicted model, not a curated record.
GAGCUGCCAGAGCACCAGCGUGGAGAUGCAGUCAGCAGCAUGGUGUAUGAAGCAAAUGCCAGGGUGCGAGACCCAGUUUAUGGGUGUGUAGGGGCAAUUUCGUCUUUACAGCAACAAAUUGAUGUGCUCCAGACCCAACUGGCUCUGGCUCAGGCGGAGGUGGUGCACCUUAGGGUUAGGCAGACUGCAUCUUUCUCCAACCAUGGGCUGAGCCCGGCUAGCCCAACUAAUAGCGGCUCACCGUCUUCCAAGUUCAUGGGCUCUCAAGCCCGGCCCAUUUUCGACAUGGAUAUGAUGGUGGACCACACCAGCUUAGGACUGGGAGAGUCCAUGUGGUCAUGCUAA